Molecule: messenger RNA, 2577 nt
Organism: Labeo rohita (rohu)
Lineage: Eukaryota; Metazoa; Chordata; Actinopteri; Cypriniformes; Cyprinidae
Gene: eva1aa
Product: protein eva-1 homolog A
Exons: 8
Coding region: 102-1511 (469 amino acids)
Molecular function (GO): carbohydrate binding
Source: RefSeq, a predicted model, not a curated record
UGUUCUUCUGACGCUCUCUCUGGUGUCUCCAGACUGAAGUCAUGGAAUCGGACAACACUUUACGUCCUGCAGUCUGAUCCUUUCAGGAAUCAUCGGAUCUGAUGGGAUAUUUAAGGAUGUUUUUCCCUGAUGUCUCUUAUUCACUGCUGUUGUUGGGAAUCUCGUGUCUGACCUGCUUCACUAAGACUUCACAGGAGUUCUCAGGUUAUUUGUCGCGUGUUCUGAGGAAUUACACCGAACAGGCGUGUGACGGAGAAUUCCUGACUGUUCGCUGCCCGCCCAGAACCUCCAUCACCGUCCAAUCGGCUUUCUACGGCAGAACAGACCCCGCCCACUCCCCUCAGUGUCCGUCCCCUUAUAGCAGUGCUGGACCACGAUCAGUGAAUAAUAUCACUUCCUGUCAUGUGUCCACAUCCUUGCAGAAGAUGCUGGAUGAAUGUGAGGACAAGAGAAGGUGUCAGGUUCUUGUCAACAGUCGUUUGUUCGGGACGGACCCCUGUCCCACCGUCAGCAAAUACCUCAGCGUGCGCUACAAGUGCAGGCCCAGUGAGUAUAAAAGUAAAGUGGUGUGUGAAGGCGAGCGCUUGCGGUUGGGCUGUAAGACGGGGAUGCAAAUCGCAGUUUAUUCGGCCAUGUUUGGCCGCACGCAGCAGGGAACGCUGGAGUGUCCUCCACACCACCAAAGGGCACAGUCUGUCGACUGCUCGUCAGAUGCGGCUCUGCAGGUGAUGACAUCACGUUGCCAGGGGAAACGCUCCUGUGUGGUCCGCGCCUCCACACAAGAGUUUGGCGACCCCUGUUACCGUGGCACCCGCAAAUACCUCAGCGUCAUCCACACCUGCGUCCCAAAGAAACUCGUGCAGGAGUCGGUUUCCAGGCAUCCGUCGUUCCCCUCUCCCCCGUCAGUGCCUCAUGACCCCAACGUGGUGGGAGACAGCGCCCCUCCUGACGGGACCCCGUCUCUGACCUCGGACUCCGCGCCAGGGAGGUCGACACGAGGCCGGAGUUCUGGUCCGUAUUCAGAAGAGACGGAUCAGUCUGGAGAAAACGAUCCAAACCCAACCAUCUCCACUGUAAUCAGACCAACCAUGGCCCUCAUCACCAGCAUGUUGGCGGCCUACACCUACAUCACAGAACACCCGGAGCGCUGUGCGCUGUAUUUCAUGUGCGGCGUCUGCGCCGGUCUGUUCCUCACGCUCUUCGCUCUAGUGGUUCAGAUUUCCUGCCGUACAGACUGUAAACCUCGCCAUGCUGUGGCUAAAAAGCGUCCGAGACCUGCGGACUCCGACAGUGACACCAGUGACUCUGAUUCAGACUGGGACUCAAGCUCUGACCUCUCGGCCCGAAGGCACCGGCGCUUUGAGCGCACGCUCAACACAAACGUCUUCACGUCGGCGGAGGAGCUUGAGCGAGCGCAGCGACUGGAGGAGAGAGAGCGGAUCAUACGAGAAAUCUGGAUGAACGGACAACCGGACGUCCCGGGAACGCGUAGCCUAAACCGCUACUACUAGAGCGCCGCCUCUGAUCGGACACAUCCAGAUGGGAAGCUACCAAUGGGACGCUAAAGCGGCUGGAGUCGUAACCUAGUGUGGCAUUAAACUGCAUAUUUGAUUUGCAGUGAAAUAAGCUCUUUGUUGAGGCGCGGUUCAUCUGUAGCUUCAAUAUGCAGAGGUGAAAGGUCAAAUGUGGAUUUGGGAAUAUUCCUACUUGAUGUCCAGCAGCCACAUCUUGAUGAAAUUCCAGUAGGAAGUGGUAUUUUGUUGCACUUCUAAAUAGGAAGUUGGACAUUUUCUGAAGCAUGUGCCUGAAGCUAAGGAUCAUGGGAGAUGUGGUUUAUUUGAAAGCUGGGUCUAGGAGUCUGUAGGCAGCUCUAAGAGGUGUGAUAAGCUCUAAGCACUGUGAUUGGUCCUUCACUCCACCUGUCAAAUAGUGAGGACGGCUUUCUGUAGGGAGAGACCUGAUGAAAUUAAGUGCCUUCCAGUUUGAUUUGACAAAUACACAUAUACAGUGGGACUAAAACACAUUUGGACACUUGCAAAUAUCUGAAUGUCAUUGCAUUGGGAAACAAAUAUAACAAACCAAGCUGCAUCAGCAAGCAAAUGAUGCUGAAGCUUCACUUUUCUGCAUCGGUUUUGCUUAAUCACUAUUUUAUCUCAUCCACAAAGUGUCAUCUUUUGUUUUUUUUUGGUAACACUUUACAAUAAGGCUCCAUUUCUUACCUACAUUAGUUAAUACAAACUAACAGCAAAAAUAUUUCUAAAGCAUUAAUAAAAGCAGAAGUUGUAUGUUUGUAUUUAAUGGACCUGAAGUAUGCAAUCCUGUAAAAUAAAAUAAAAUAAAAUAAAAUAAAAUAAAAUAAAAUAAAAUAAAAUAAAAUAAAAAAAUAAAAUAAAAUAAAAUAAAAUAAAAUAAAAUAAAAUAAAAUAAAAUAAAAUAAAAUAGGCAAUUUUUGUCUUUUAAUCACAAAAUUAAAUUUAAUCUCAAGAUUUUUUUCUUGCAGUUCUAUAUAUAUAUAUAUAUAUAUAUAUAUAUAAUCUUGCAAUUAUUAAAUAUUUAUUUAUUUAUUUUUUUUUUUUU